CAAAUCUUUUGUAGAUCCCCAGAGUUCCGCAAGCAUUCCGCAAGCACAACAAUGGCUUCGUCCACCAUUUCGCUCGUUGUGCGCCCCCGUGGCCGUCCGAUCAAGAACCUGCCCGAGACCAUCACCGUCAGCCCGCAAGACCCUUCUGCGCAGAUCUUUCAGAAGAUUGCGGACGCCUCGAAGUUCUCGCCCCAUCGAUUGAGGAUUACAAAGGGCAGCGAUGGGACGCCAAUCCCCAGCACCGGUGAGGUGACGGUGCACGACACCGGGCUCAGAAACAAGAGCGCAGUCGACGUGAAAGACCUUGGACCCCAAAUCUCAUGGCGUACCGUCUUUAUCGUCGAAUACCUCGGCCCGCUUCUCAUCCACCCUCUCAUGUACUACGCCCGACCGUUGCUCUACCGCACGUCCGACCCACCCUCGGAGCUCCAGAAGCUCUCUCUGAUACUGGUGGUACUGCACUUCUUGAAGCGGGAAUAUGAGACGUUCUUCGUGCACCGCUUCUCGGCUGCCACAAUGCCUGCACGCAACAUCUUCAAAAACAGCGGAUACUACUGGCUGUUCUCGGGCGUAAACAUGGCCUUCUGGACAUACGCUCCUUGGGCACAGACCGCGCGUCCCUCUAACCCGCUCCUGACGUACCUUGGCGUUGCCCUCUUCACAAUCGGCGAAGUGUGCAACUUCAUCACCCACGUCACACUCAGGAACCUGCGCCGCCCAGGCACCACCGAUCGGGGCAUUCCGCAGGGUCUAGGAUUCAACAUGGUCACAUGCCCCAACUACAUGUUCGAAACACUGUCGUGGGUUGGGGUCGCACUAGUCAAUUGGAGCCUUAGCACGGUCGUGUUCAUCAUCAUGGCAGUGGCACAGAUGGGCGCGUGGGCCAAGAAGAAGGAGAAACGCUACCGUCAAGAGUUCGGCGACAAGUACAAGAGGAAGCGAUACGGAAUCCUGCCAGGCAUCUACUAGAUGCGAGGCUCGCUAGUGGCACAGUAGGAGGCAUGAUUGGUUUGGGGUCGACUGGUUGGGCUGGCUAGUGAUCAAUCCGUGAUGGAGCUUAACAGUUCAGGGCUGAGUCAAGGCAUACUCAGGGCAAGGCGACGUGACACAUUGAUAGCGCUCUGCUUCGGCCCGCCUGCCCCACCACCAUGUCCCCCAGUAGCAUGUCGGCGACUGGCCAGAGCAGAGAUCAUACAGCGGCUUAUCGCAGUCGUUUUGUCGUACAAUGCGUACGCCGCUUCCGCCAACACGGAAUAUCUAAUAGCAACAAGUAUUGACCAAUUCAACCCAUGAUCUGUGG
Molecule: messenger RNA, 1300 nt
Organism: Trematosphaeria pertusa
Lineage: Eukaryota; Fungi; Ascomycota; Dothideomycetes; Pleosporales; Trematosphaeriaceae
Product: 3-oxo-5-alpha-steroid 4-dehydrogenase family protein-like protein
Exons: 3
Coding region: 52-969 (305 amino acids)
Biological process (GO): very long-chain fatty acid biosynthetic process
Molecular function (GO): oxidoreductase activity, acting on the CH-CH group of donors
Source: RefSeq, a predicted model, not a curated record